This is a messenger RNA of Mangifera indica (mango), 1288 nucleotides long. RefSeq names its product exosome complex component RRP41 homolog. Gene Ontology annotation, biological process: rRNA catabolic process; nuclear mRNA surveillance; poly(A)-dependent snoRNA 3'-end processing. The record is from RefSeq and is a predicted model, not a curated record. Bases 148 to 873 code for a protein of 241 amino acids. Gene Ontology annotation, cellular component: cytoplasmic exosome (RNase complex); nuclear exosome (RNase complex); nucleolus. NCBI's taxonomy places the organism in Eukaryota, Viridiplantae, Streptophyta, Magnoliopsida, Sapindales, Anacardiaceae. The transcript is spliced from 13 exons.
AAAAUUUUGUUAAUGGGCUUUAACACUAUCGGCCCAUAAUAGUUCAUCCUCAACCGCGAAGUCGGCGGGCGAGGGAAACUUGUUCAAGUUAGGGUUUUUGCCAUCUCUUCUCCGUUUCAUUAGAAACCUUUUAGCACGUUGAUAGAGAUGGAAUAUGUAAGCCCUGAAGGACUUCGAUUGGAUGGUCGCCGACCUAUGGAAAUGAGGCAACUACGAGCCGAGAUUGGUGUCGUUGCCAAAGCAGAUGGUUCUGCUAUGUUUGAGAUGGGUAACACAAAAGUCAUUGCUGCAGUCUAUGGCCCUAGAGAGGUUCAAAAUAGGAGCCAGCAAAUCACUGACCAAGCACUGGUGCGCUGUGAGUAUAGCAUGGCUAAUUUUAGUACUGGAGAUCGUAUGAGAAAACCGAGGGGUGACAGGCGAUCAACAGAGAUAUCUCUUGUUAUUCGUCAGACAAUGGAAGCAUGCAUAUUGACCAAUUUGUUACCUCGUUCUCAGAUAGAUAUUUUUGUACAAGUUCUACAAGCAGAUGGGGGAACUCGAUCUGCAUGUAUUAAUGCUGCAACAUUGGCGCUUGCAGAUGCUGGGAUUCCAAUGCAUGAUAUUGUUACUUCAUGUAGUGCUGGAUACCUCAAUGGUACCCCUCUUCUUGAUUUAAAUUAUGUUGAAGAUAGUGCGGGGGGUCCCGAUGUCACUGUAGGCAUUCUACCUACAUUGGACAAAGUUACUCUUCUUCAGAUGGAUGCUAAGUUACCAACUGAUACAUUUGAAGAUGUCAUGCAACUUGCAACUGAAGGCUGCAAGGCAGUAGCAAAUUAUAUUCGAGAAGUGCUACUAGAGAAUACAAAGCAGUUGGAGUAUCGCCGAGGUUCAUAAAUGAUAAUCACAGCGGGUAAAUUAUUUCUGGAUUCUGCAGCCUGGCCUGGUCUUUCUUGGUCUUGGAAUCAAACUAUUUUUACAGGGGAGAUUUAAAAUCAUUUAGGGAUCGCCAGUGUAUUAUCUCCUUAAACCAACAUUCAGCCCUUGCGAGCAGGCGUAAUCAUAGCAUUUUCGUCUGUGCACCUUUCUUAGAGGAAACCUUUUAGUUAUCCAUACUUGGUUAGAUUCAUACAGCUGCUCAGAAUUCCUGCAAAACUGAUUUUUAAGGGACUUAGAAUAAGAAGUAUUGAGGGGAAAAUGUUUUGUAAUGUUAAGAGUAUUUCAUUAGAUGUUAGUUCUUGUCUCUUUCUCUGUUUUUAUAUGAAUAUUUCCUGAGAAAAGCUUGAAAUGUGAGUCAUAUAUUCUCACUCAA